GUGUCCAAGAAGCACCACAUUUAACGGAUCUAUGUUAACCAGAUCUAUAUUACACAGAAUACAUGAGGUUUCUCAUCUUGUUCGUAUGUUCCGGUUUAAUUUCAUGAUCAUGAUAUCCCUACAUUUCCCAGAAAUCCCUGGACUCCUUUCGACCAUGUGGCAGACGUUGGGGCAGAUCAACAGCCACCACUGCGUCUCCACGGCAACAGGCAGAAGUGACAGCUAUGCUCCUUAUCACCACCACUCAGCGACCAAUCAGGACAGAGAUUUCAGCCCUCAGAUGCAGCAAGAGGCCUUGAGCGUAGAGCUGUCAGGGUCCUGGGGUCCGCUGGGCUCCGACGAGGAGGACAGACCAGGGGCCAACAUGGUCCUGGGGAAUCACAUGGGAGAGGAGGGGCACCUCUGUAGCCAGACUGACAUGGAGGAGCUGAGGAGGAGCCAGUGUUCCAUCAGAGACACACCUGGACAGGUGAGCCCGGUGGAGGUGUUUGCAGGCUCUGGCGUGCUCUGUGAUUUUCGGUGUUGGCAGGCAGCCAAUCAGGCGCAGUCUCCCACUGCGAUGGCUCGGACACUGUUGCUGGGUGUGUUUGAUAUGAACACGCUGAUGAACAGUAACCUGAGGGGUGGGCGGAGCCGCCGGCCCGCCUUCCACCCGCAACGCAGUGCACUCGACCCGCACAAGAUCAACGCCAUCUUCAAUGCCAUCUUGGCUCGGUUUCCUCUCGCUAAGAAAGGAGUCAUUGGUUCAGGCAUCAACUCCAAACUGUCUGAGAUCCGAUUCCGUUCCCGCAGAGCCAAUCCAGACGCCCAGUUCCUCUGACAGACAGCUGGCCCGCCUACCUCACUGAAACCACAUUUACUUAUCUGAAGAAAAAAAAUGAAAACGAGUUUUAAUUAUAUUUUCCUGCAAAAACAAAAACUGAUUUAAAGUUGAGUUUGAAAUAAACUCAU
Messenger RNA from Paralichthys olivaceus (Japanese flounder), 951 nucleotides. NCBI's taxonomy places the organism in Eukaryota, Metazoa, Chordata, Actinopteri, Pleuronectiformes, Paralichthyidae. The record is from RefSeq and is a predicted model, not a curated record.